This is a messenger RNA of Mus pahari (shrew mouse), 702 nucleotides long. It is a transcript of the gene Ttr, whose product is annotated as transthyretin. The transcript is spliced from 4 exons. Lineage: Eukaryota; Metazoa; Chordata; Mammalia; Rodentia; Muridae. Bases 112 to 555 code for a protein of 147 amino acids. Gene Ontology annotation, molecular function: thyroid hormone binding. The record is from RefSeq and is a predicted model, not a curated record. Gene Ontology annotation, biological process: purine nucleobase metabolic process.
GCAGGUUUGGAGUCAGAUUGGCAGGGAUCAGCAGCCUGGCUUGGAAGGAGGGGGUAUAAAAGCCCCUUCACCAGGAGAAGCCAUCACAGAGAUCCAUAAGCUCCUGAGAGGAUGGCUUCCCUUCGACUGUGCCUCCUUUGCCUCGCUGGACUGGUGUUUGUGUCUGAAGCUGGCCCUGCGGGUGCUGGAGAAUCCAAAUGUCCUCUGAUGGUCAAAGUCCUGGACGCUGUCCGAGGCAGCCCUGCUGUAGAUGUGGCCGUGAAAGUGUUCAAAAAGACCUCUGAGGGAGCCUGGGAGCCCUUUGCCUCUGGGAAGACCGCUGAGUCUGGAGAGCUACACGGGCUCACCACAGAUGAGAAGUUCGUAGAAGGGGUGUACAGAGUAGAACUGGAUACCAAAUCAUACUGGAAGACGCUUGGCAUUUCCCCGUUCCAUGAAUACGCAGACGUGGUUUUCACAGCCAAUGACUCUGGACAUCGCCACUACACCAUCGCAGCCCUGCUCAGCCCAUACUCCUACAGCACCACCGCUGUUGUCAGCAACCCCCAGAAUUGAUGGACCCAGCCCAGGAGGACCAGGAUCUUGCCAGAGCAGUAGCAUCCCAUUUGUACUGAAACAGUGUUCUUGCUCUAUAAACUGUGUUAGCAACUCAGGAAGAUGCCGUGAAACGUUCUUAUUAAACCACCUGCUAUUUCAUUCAAA